UUUUCAUUUUUACUCGAAAUAUUUGCAGUCAAGAACAAAGAAUAAUGGAUACAAUAUCAUUCCAACCAAAUAUCAUUCACACGUCAAUAUGUUACAAAAACAUUUCAAGAAUAAAUAACACAUCAAAUAAUACAUAUCACAUUAUUCACAACAGAAAAGGGAGUAAAAUACGAGCAGUCGAACAAGUUUCUGCUGUUAUUUCUGACCCAGUUGCGCCCGAAUUGACAUGGCAAAUUGUCGUUGGUUCGACGGCUGGAGUUAUACCUUUUGUUGUUGCAGGGAUAGAAUUUAGUAAGCGAAUUUGCAAUGUGGCGGGAUCAACCACUUUGUGGUCAAAUAAAAUGAUGGUUGCUCAAAAAAAAUGUGUUGAGUGUGGAGGUUCAGGGCUUGUUUUGAUCGAAAAGGAGUAUAUACGUUGCCCCAAUUGUGGUGGGUUUCUGCCAUGGCAAUCCUGGAAAAGAUUCUUUUCUGGUUAAACCACAGCAUAUAUACCAUGGAUAGACUAGAUUUUAAGUUCAAGUUCAUACAUUAUGUUAAUCCGAUACAAUAUGUGACAAGGAUAUUUACUAUCAGUUGUAUAUAUAAAGUAUUUUUGAUUCA
Molecule: messenger RNA, 600 nt
Organism: Erigeron canadensis
Lineage: Eukaryota; Viridiplantae; Streptophyta; Magnoliopsida; Asterales; Asteraceae
Exons: 5
Coding region: 45-476 (143 amino acids)
Source: RefSeq, a predicted model, not a curated record